AUGGCAUUUGGGGUGGGGGGAGAGGGAGGGGACCGGGAUCUGGGACAGGACGAGCUCCUUGCACAGCACCUUGCACAACCAGACCUUUGCACAGAGGCUUGCACAGCACCAGCAGCUUGCACAGCUCCUUGCACAGCUCCUUGCACGGCACCACACCUUGCACAGCCAGGCCUUUGCACAGCACCUUGCACACCUCUUUGCACAGCCAGACCUUUGCAUGGCACCUUGCACAGCACCUUGCACAACCUGACCUUUGCACAGCACUUUGCACAUCUCCUUGCACAGCAGGACCUUUGCACAGCACCAGCUGCUUGCACAGCAGGGCAUUUGCUGGGCAGCUUGCACAGCACCUUGCACAGGCAGGCCUUUGCACGGCACCUUGCACAGCACCUUGCACAGCUCCUUGCACAGCCAGGCCUUUGCACAGCACCAACUCUUUGCACAGCAGAGCAUUUCCACAGCACCUUGCACAGCACUUUGCACAGCCAGGCCUUUGCACAGCACCUUGCACAGCACCUUGCACAGCAGGACCUUUGCACAGCACCAGCUUCUUGCACAGCAGGGUCUUUGCAAGGCAGUGCUCAGCCCUAUAGGGAAGCUGAGGCAUGGUGCUGCCCCCUCCCACCCCAUAACCUGUUGUCCCCUUUUGCUUUUCAUUGCAGAGUGUUCAAGAAAGCGAGUCCCAACGGGAAGCUCACGGUGUACCUGGGCAAGAGGGACUUUGUGGACCACAUCGACGUGGUGGACCCCGUGGAUGGAGUGGUGCUGGUUGAUCCUGAGUACCUGAAGGAGAGGAAAGUCUUCGUGACGCUGACGUGUGCGUUCCGUUACGGCCGUGAGGACCUGGAUGUGCUGGGCCUGACGUUCCGUAAGGACCUGUUUGUGGCCAAUGCUCAGGCCUUCCCCCCCGUGGCUGAGGACAGAAAGCCCCUCACCCGCCUGCAGGAGCGCCUCAUCAAGAAGCUGGGCGAGCAUGCCUACCCCUUCACCUUCGAGAUCCCCCCCAACCUGCCCUGCUCUGUCACGUUGCAACCCGGCCCCGAAGACACAGGGAAGGCCUGCGGUGUGGACUAUGAGGUCAAAGCUUUCUGUGCGGAGAACCUGGAGGAGAAAAUCCAUAAGAGGAACUCUGUUCGCUUGGUCAUCCGCAAAGUGCAGUACGCCCCGGAGCGCCCCGGCCCCCAACCCAUGGCAGAGACCACCAGGCAGUUCCUCAUGUCAGACAAACCGCUGCACCUGGAGGCGUCCUUGGACAAGGAGAUCUACUACCACGGGGAGCCCAUCAGCGUCAACGUCCACGUCACCAACAACACCAACAAGACAGUGAAGAAGAUCAAAAUCUCAGUCCGCCAGUACGCCGACAUCUGCCUCUUCAACACCGCCCAGUACAAGUGUCCCGUGGCAGUGGAGGACGCCGAUGACAUGGUGGCUCCGAGCUCAACGUUUUGCAAAGUCUACACCCUGACCCCCUUCCUUGCCAACAACCGGGAGAAGCGUGGGCUGGCACUGGAUGGCAAGCUGAAGCAUGAGGACACCAACCUGGCCUCCAGCACGCUGCUGAGGGAUGGAGCCAACAAGGAGAUCCUGGGCAUCAUCGUGUCCUACAAGGUGAAGGUGAAGCUGGUGGUGUCACGAGGAGGCCUGCUGGGAGACCUCGCCUCCAGUGACGUGGCAGUGGAGCUGCCCUUCACCCUGAUGCACCCCAAACCCCGAGAGGAGCCGGCGCAUCGGGACGUUCCAGAGAACGAAGCUCCCAUAGAUACAAACCUGAUAGAGCUUGACACAAAUGACGACGACAUCGUGUUCGAGGACUUCGCCCGGCAGCGGCUUAAGGGGAUGAAGGACGACAAGGAGGAUGAGGAGGAAAGGACCAACUCCCCACAACUCAACGACAGAUAAGCAGACCCUGGAGCUGCCCACCCUGCUCACAUCCAUGCGUUAGAGGCUUCUUCUCUUAUUAUUUUUUUUUUUGUAUGAUGAUGAUUCGUUUUGUUUUCUACCCUACGGAUCACCCGAUCGCCACAGCAGCAAUCAGACCCUGCCAGCUGUGCCCUGUUGUCCCCAUUCAUCCCUUUUGGGGUGGGGUGGGGGACCCAAGGCUCAGCCCAACCCCCAUCAGCCUUCACCCCUCCAUCCCUUUUCCCUUCCUAAAGCUCCGGGCCCUUUCUUGGGAGCUGCUCUUUUAUGCAUUUUGUAUUGUCCACUCUCGAUGCUGGGGAGAGGGGAGGGGAUGCAGCAGAACUUGGGGGGGGGACUUUUUUUAGGCAGCCUGCUCAUGGGAAAGGGCCCCCAUCCAUCCCCCCCUCCUGCUCACCACCUCACUGCAUGAGUCCCCCCUCACCUUGGGAUGCACCAACCUUGGACCCACAGAUGCUGCCUGGGGCUGGGAUCCUAACCCUAAUCCUGUCCAGACCCAAGAUCCCAAAACUCCUACCCCAAAUCCCACGCCUUCUGCCCCAAAUCCCAAAGCUCCCACCCCAGAUUCCAAAGUUCCCACCCCCAAAUCCCAAACCUCCUACCCCAAAUCCCAAAGCUUCCACCCAGAACCUCCUACCCCAAAUCCCAAACCUCCCACCCCAAAACCUCCUACUCCAAAUCCCAAAGCUCCCAUCUCAAAUUUCCCACCCCCAAAUCCUAAACCUCCCACCCAAAUUCCAACCUCCAAAUCCCAAAUCUCCCACCCCCAAAUCUCAAAGUUCCCAUCCCAAAGCUCCCAUCCAAAUUCCAACCUCCAAAUCCCAACCUCUCACUCCAAGCCUUGUACCCCCAAAUUCCAAAGCUCCCACCCCAAAUCCCACAUUUUCCACCCCAUACCUCCUACCCUCAAAUCCAAAACUUCCCAUACAAAUGCCAACCUCCUACCCUAAAUCCCAAACCUCCUACCCCCAAAUUUCAAACAUCUCACCCUAAUGCCAAACCUUCUACCCUAAAUUCCAAAUCUCCCACCCCAAACCUCCUACCCCCAAAUCCCAAAGCUCCCACCCCAAUCCCAAAACAUCCUCCCCCAAAUCCCAAUUCUCCUGUCCCAAACAUCCCAUUUUAAAUCCCAAUCUCCCACCCCCAGAUCCCCAACCUCCCACCCCCAAAUCCCAAACAUCCCACCCCAAACCUCCCACCUGCGUCCCACCCUCCCACCCCAAAUCACAGAACUGUAGGGUUCAGAAGGGACCUAGAGCUGGAUUCCAAAUCCCAAAGCUCCCACCCCAAGCCCUUUUUGCAGCACCCCCUCCCCACCCCCCCAGGGUUUAUCAUUGCUCUGCAUCCAUUUCCACACCCCUGGAACCCCCCCAGCUGCCAGCACUGGGGACCCUACCCCAUGUUUCACCCCAUGCCCCUCCCUCCUGGAUCAGGGUCCACCCACCCCAUAUCCCCCCUGUUGCAGGGACAGCCGGGUCCCCCCAGCCCCUCACUGGGGCCACUGCCACUAUUUAUUGUGUCGCCCUGAGAGCAGAGCCUGGGGACAGCCCUGUGCCCCAACCUAAAGGGGGGUUUUGGGGGGAGGUUCCGAGCUGCCUCCCCUCCCCAUUUCGGGGUCAGGCCGGUGGGCGGCGUGGUACUUCUCUUUUGUAAAGUGGUUUCUUUGUACUGUUCAUUGACACCUGCUUCUUUGGUUCCUCCACCAUCUCUGUGACGUUUCUGUGUCCUGUCAAAUAAAUUAUUCUAGUUUAUUAA
This is a messenger RNA of Phasianus colchicus (ring-necked pheasant), 3672 nucleotides long. NCBI's taxonomy places the organism in Eukaryota, Metazoa, Chordata, Aves, Galliformes, Phasianidae. The record is from RefSeq and is a predicted model, not a curated record.